UGUCCCACUGUCAGAUUAGAUAUUGGAUUUUAGGUACCUUAAAAACAUGAUAGCCUUUCCUCAGCUGCAGCCAAGGUACUCGGUCCUUCCGAGGAAGCUAAGGCUGCGUUGGGGUGAGGCCCUGAUUUCAUCUGGUGACAUCCGGCAGCGCCAGCCCCACACUCACCCACAUCAUGGCCUCUGAGCUCACCUGCAUCUACUCAGCCCUCAUUCUGCACAGUGAUGAGGUGACUGUCACGGAGGAUAAGAUCAAUGCCCUCAUUAAAGCAGCCGGUGUAAAUGUUGAACCUUUUCGGCCUGGCUUGUUUGCAAAUGCCCUGGCUACGGUCAACGCUGGAAGCCUCAUCUGCAAUGUAGGGGCUGAUGGACCUGCUCCAGCAGCUAUUGCUGCACCAGCAGGAGUUCCUGCCCCCUCCACUGCUACUGCUCCAGCUGAGGAGAAGAAAGUGAAAGCAAAGAAAGAAGAAUCCGAGGAGUCUGAUGAUGACAUGAACUUUGGUCUUUUUGACUAA
Messenger RNA from Callithrix jacchus (white-tufted-ear marmoset), 512 nucleotides. Its product is annotated as large ribosomal subunit protein P1-like. NCBI's taxonomy places the organism in Eukaryota, Metazoa, Chordata, Mammalia, Primates, Cebidae. Gene Ontology annotation, cellular component: ribosome; cytosolic large ribosomal subunit. Gene Ontology annotation, biological process: translational elongation; cytoplasmic translation. The record is from RefSeq and is a predicted model, not a curated record. Gene Ontology annotation, molecular function: structural constituent of ribosome; ribonucleoprotein complex binding; protein kinase activator activity.